AUGGCUACCGAUAAUAUCCCCAGGAGCGGUUCCCCUUCACCAGAUACCUCCCCGACUCCUGCGAUCGGAGCUUGCCCUGAGCUCUCACGAUGUGUGUCCAUGGCCUCGUCCGGCGUCUCCGAUGUCACACCACGGCAUCUGUCUAUGGGUGACUUUGGUCCAGGCUCACGGAUAUCAUCUGCAACCUAUCCCUCGCGUGUUUCGAGACAGUCUUCGUUUGGCCAUGAUAUCAGGAACCGCCGCAGGGGCUAUAUGCGGCCACAUGCGACAUCUUUUGCCGCCAGUGCCAAGUCACGCGAGAGUGUGAUGAGCUUAGGGAGCAUUGCUCACUUGCAAUACUACUUUGCCCGUACCGGGCUGCUCGAUGGGAAAGGAGGACAACUUGCGCGCAAGAGACAGAAGCAACCGGCAACGCUCGACCUGUCGGCACUGGAGUCGGCUGCGUCGAACCCGCAGCUUGCGGGAACCGAUGCUGAUUCCUCGUACGCCUCGAUGGGCAGCAGCCCCGAUCUGAACGCGCCCGCCGAUAUGUCGUUUGGUAUGGACGAAUCUAUACAGUACGACAUGGAUGAAGCCUACGAUGGGAGCUUUGGGGACUCGGACUUUGAGGCUGACGGCAUGCUCCCGCCGACUGUCAGCACAUACCACUACAAGGAGAAGGUUGUUCCGAAGCCGCCAACCAUUGUGGAGCUCAAGGCCGAUGUGCAAACCUCCUUGAGUGAUGCAAAGAAGUUUUUGAAGGAAGUAAGUGACCGCAAGGCGGGCACCUUUCAGUCGGCACCCGACGCACCAGCGUACCCCAACAUGCCAGACGAGAAGACCCAGCCGUGGUAUGAACUCCAGGGAAUGCAGGUCCUGGAUGUCGUCACGCUCGCCAUCCGGGCCGCGAAACUCUACUACACAGCCCACGAGCUGCCAGAUCGACUGGAUGCCAUCAAAUCAGAGAAGGAGAUACGCACCGACCUCCUGGCGGUCAUGGAUGUGCUGAAGCAAAUGGCCACCCGGAAUUUCAAAGACGGAUUGAAGGAUGAAGAGGUCACCACCAUUGAUAAUUGGAUCGACAGUGUGUUUGACAUACUAAAGCAGGAGCAUGAUAUCGAGACCGCUGAGAACGCGGAGCGAGCCAGCUGGACUUGGUUGCAAGGCGACUGGACCGGGCGCGAACUUGAGCGUGAGCGAGCAUUCCUCACAUCCAUGGACACUGAAUCCGACCCUCUCCCAGAGUGGACCUCGAUAUCUGACGCCCAGGACCUUCCCACACCCUUUCUCCAGGCCAUGCAGAACGGCGUGAGAUUGAUCAAAUUGCACAAUGCGAUUGUGAAGAAAUCUUGGCGGCGGUACGGCGCCAUCCCAACCUUCCACACGGACACGCAGAAGCCGUAUCGGUGUGCUGACAACCUCCGUUACUGGCUCAAAGCCGCAGAGCUUCGUUUCGAAAUCAACAUCUCCAUGGAUGUCAUGGGUGUCGUGUGUAAUAACGGCCCAGAGGCAUGGCAAAGCUUUGAGCGUGCCAUCCUCCAGUGGUGCCGACAUGUCCGAGAGGAGAUCACAAAAGAAUUGCAUUGA
Messenger RNA from Clonostachys solani, 1566 nucleotides. The record is from the annotation of a GenBank genome assembly. Lineage: Eukaryota; Fungi; Ascomycota; Sordariomycetes; Hypocreales; Bionectriaceae.